UCAUUUACCUCGGACUUGUUUCAGCAUUCGGAGUGUCAAUUUUGUUUAUAAUUCAAUUUCGUCCUGCUAUAUGAAUAAAAAUAUUGCUGGAAUUAUAGUUUUAACUGAGUUUGGUGCUUAAAGUUGUACUGACAUUACAGCAACUAAUAUAUUGAUUUAGAUAUUUGGUAUCCGGCAAAAUGUCAAUAGAAAUCGAAUCCGCUGACGUCAUCCGUCUGAUCCAGCAGUAUCUCAAAGAAUCGAAUCUACACAAAACAUUACAGACAUUGCAAGAGGAGACCGGUGUUUCGUUGAACACGGUCGACAGCGUGGAAGGGUUCGUAUCCGAUAUUCACAAUGGACAUUGGGAUACGGUACUAAAAGCAAUCCAAUCGCUGAAGCUACCGGACAAAAAGUUGAUCGAUCUUUACGAACAAGUGGUGUUGGAACUGAUUGAACUGAGAGAACUGGGAGCGGCACGGUCACUUUUGCGACAAACGGAUCCAAUGAUAAUGCUAAAACAGCAAGAAGCGGAAAGGUACAUUCAUUUGGAAAACAUGCUGCAACGAGCCUAUUUUGACCCACGGGAAGCUUAUCCGGAAGGUGGCAGUAAGGAAAAGCGAAGAGCUGCAAUUGCUACUGCAUUGGCGGGUGAAGUGUCCGUGGUUCCAUCGUCCAGAUUGCUUGCCCUGUUGGGACAAGCGCUCAAAUGGCAACAACAUCAAGGGUUACUUCCACCCGGAACCACAAUCGAUUUGUUCCGCGGUAAAGCGGCCAUAAGGGAUCAGGAAGAUGAAAUGUACCCUACCCAACUUGCACGUCAAAUUAAAUUCGGUCAAAAAAGCCACGUCGAGUGUGCCCUGUUUUCUCCGGACGGUCAGUAUUUAAUCACCGGAAGUGUCGAUGGUUUUAUAGAGGUAUGGAAUUUUACGACCGGUAAAAUUCGUAAAGAUUUAAAAUAUCAGGCUCAGGAUAAUUUCAUGAUGAUGGAGCAAGCGGUGCUGGCGAUGUCCUUCUCAAGGGAUUCGGAAAUGCUCGCUACCGGGUCGCAAGAUGGUCAAAUCAAGGUCUGGAAGUUGAUCACCGGUCAGUGUCUGCGACGGUUCGAAAAAGCGCACACCAAAGGUGUGACUUGCUUACAGUUUUCACGUGACAAUAGUCAAAUUCUGACGGCUUCGUUCGACCACUUGAUUCGCCUUUACGGACUGAAAUCCGGUAAAAUGUUGAAAGAAUUCCGUGGUCACUCUUCCUUCGUAAACGAAGCGGUAUUUUCACCGGAUGGACACAACGUACUGAGCGCAUCAUCCGAUGGUUCGGUCAAAAUUUGGUCACUCAAAACGACCGAAUGUGUUUCUACGUUUAAAGCAUUGGGCAGCGAUUUGGCCGUCAACUCGGUUCUAAUGCUUCCGAAAAACCCAGAACAUUUCGUAGUCUGUAAUCGUUCCAACACCGUCGUCAUAAUGAACAUGCAGGGUCAAAUUGUGCGCUCAUUCUCGUCCGGUAAACGAGAAGGAGGUUCGUUCAUCUGCGCCACUAUUUCUCCGCGGGGAGAGUACAUCUACUGUGCCGGCGAGGAUUUGGUGCUGUACUGUUUCUCCGUUACAUCCGGUAAACUGGAAAGGACACUGAACGUUCACGAGAAGGACGUGAUCGGAUUGACACACCAUCCGCAUCAAAACCUGUUGGCUACGUACAGCGAAGAUGGGUUGCUGAAAAUGUGGAAACCUUAGAUUGGUUAAGCUAGACUAGGACUUCUAAUACAAACUAUUGCUUGUAGGAAUGCUAUUUGAUAAUAUACGGACUGUGUGAGUGAAAAAAAUGCGUUCGCUUCGUUAUCGAAA
Malaya genurostris is the source of this 1820-nucleotide messenger RNA. It is a transcript of the gene Smu1, whose product is annotated as WD40 repeat-containing protein SMU1. Gene Ontology annotation, biological process: mRNA splicing, via spliceosome. The transcript is spliced from 2 exons. Lineage: Eukaryota; Metazoa; Arthropoda; Insecta; Diptera; Culicidae. The coding region runs from base 180 to 1709 and encodes 509 amino acids. Gene Ontology annotation, cellular component: precatalytic spliceosome. Gene Ontology annotation, molecular function: protein binding. The record is from RefSeq and is a predicted model, not a curated record.